Messenger RNA from Drosophila ficusphila, 2140 nucleotides. RefSeq lists its product as uncharacterized. NCBI's taxonomy places the organism in Eukaryota, Metazoa, Arthropoda, Insecta, Diptera, Drosophilidae. Bases 496 to 2037 code for a protein of 513 amino acids. The transcript is spliced from 6 exons. The record is from RefSeq and is a predicted model, not a curated record.
AAAAGCGGUGAAAGUGUUGCUACACUUCCAGCAUUGUUAUAACACUUUAGUUUACUGUGCAGAUAUUUAAAAAGAGGAGCGGUCGAAGCAGAGAAAUUAGACGAAAGUACUGGAACGAGGUCGUUGUCAAGCUUUUGCCGGACUCGGAUUCGGAUUCGGAUUCAGAAUCGGAUUGGGAGUCGCACCGAAAUUGAGAUACGAGGCCCAGAGAGCGACAUGUGCUGGCUGGAACGCCCCGCUAAUUGGAUCGCGGGAUCGGUGGAGAGCUUUGCCGCGUUAUUGGGGUCUUCGUCAUCACAGAUUGGCGAUCUUAGUGGGCAGAAAGCUCGAGAUAUGCGAGCUCCAAGCAUCGAACGAGUUGUGCGAUUUUCGCCCAAAACGAAAGUUAGUUACGCCAUCAGCCAAAAUCACCGAAUCCAAGUGUCCAAGUGAGACGUAUAAAGCGACGGAUUCGCAGUGGCUGGCCGACCACUUGACAGACGUUCGUCGCACCAAAUGGAGGCGCCCUUUUCGCUUUGGUUGCUCUUUUCGUUUUGGCUCGGGGUGACGGCCCUGGGACACAAAAGCUACCUGGCGGGGGAGCAGCGACCCCUCUGGAUACUCGAGGACGGGCUGGCCAAGAGGCAGCGGCAGGAUCGUCGGGAUGCGGACUACGAAACGACCACCAGGCUGCCAUCGCUGAUGAUGCGCCGCCAGGGAAGAAGAAAGAAUGGAGGCCAGGAGAGCCCUGAAGUGGCACCCAUUACCUUUCUGGUGAGGCACGAGGAUCGGGAUGGGGAUGGAGAUAGGGAAAGGGAUAGGGAUCGAAAUCGGGUUGCCACGCCCCCUGCGAGACUCAACAACCUGCCGCAGCGACGCUUCAUGAUGCCACGGCGCGUGCAGCUGCCGCAUCAGUACGUGCAGCCCGUCCAGAAAACCAGGAUAGCUCCGAAGCGACGAGAGGGUCGUCGCCAGCUGCCCGUCUUCGACAAUGCUCCGGGGGAGAACUCCCUGCAGCUGGACAGGGAGAGGGACAACUACCCGAUAUUCGUUUACAACGGCACCAGGGGCGAGCUGAUCCUGAACACCAUGCUCAGCCGGAGGCGAUAUCCCAUGCAGGAGCCGGUUCCCGGCCAGGUUCUGUAUCCGCCGGCGACGCCGAUGUUCCGACCCAAGCCGAUCGUGGAGCGGUUCCGUCUGCCGGGGCAGCGAGAGCUGAUGAACCUCACUCUGAUUCCCUUCUACGCCCACGAGGCCAUCGGAGAUCCCGGCCAGACGAGCACCACCCCCAGCUUCCAGCUUCCAACCACCACAACUACGCCGACGCCGCCAACUCCGCCGCCGUACGAGACACAGCUGCCCAGGAUCGAGGAGAUGGCCAAGUACGGCAAGCGGAAGCGCAAGAAGGCCAAGCAGUACGAGGCCUUCCACUCGCCCCAGGAGGUGAUGCAGUGGCAGACCGUCCUGCGACGCUCCACGGGCCACAACGACAAUCAUCGCCACUACGGCAGUGCUAAUGCGGAACUGGCGGAGCACCAGGAGCACCACCAUCUGGAAGAUCCAAGUGAAAGUAAUCAAGAGGAUGCAGAGGAGGAGGAGGAGGAGGAGGAGGAGGACUGGCCAAUGGAACAGGAGCUCGAAACGGAGGUGGAGUUGCCCGAAACCUCAACUGCCAGCAGCAGCAGCGAACCCUUCCAGAUCGUCUACUUCGAUGAGAGCCUGGAGAGGCCAGUGGUGGGAUCCCUGACCAGCACCAGCACCACGCCGCCACCCGUUCUGCGGCAGAGCUCGCGCUACGCCCUCAAGAGGGAAUACUACGCCUUCCCGGUUUACACGCUGGGCAAACUCCUGCAGCCCCAGGGCAAGAAGCAGUCAUCCAAGAACCUGCUGGAGAAGAGCGACCGCUCGGCGAGAAGCUCCUCGGAGCGGGAGCCCAGCACUUGGUUCAUCCUGAAUUCACGCUACAAAGGACCUCACCAUCGCUCGCUGGGAGCGGACAACCAGACCAAGUACUACACCUCCAAGUACGUGGAGAACGGCUUCAGACCCCGCAGAUAAAAGAUCUCCUUAAUCCUGGCCGGGUCCGAAGAGUCCAACGCCUUCUGGUGGCCGAAGGCAACGAGUGAAACGAGGCAGCCGAGCGGAGGUCCGAUGCUCCAGC